This is a messenger RNA of Hydra vulgaris (swiftwater hydra), 2349 nucleotides long. RefSeq lists its product as uncharacterized. NCBI's taxonomy places the organism in Eukaryota, Metazoa, Cnidaria, Hydrozoa, Anthoathecata, Hydridae. The record is from RefSeq and is a predicted model, not a curated record.
UUUUAAAAGCACAUAAAACUGAAACUAAAGUAUUUUGUGUCAUUAAAAAAACGACGUUUUAAUAAAAAUAAACAUGAUUUUCUUAAAGUUCACAACGUUAUGCGUUUUUACAGUGUUGAUUUUAACUAAAAAAUGCUUUAGCGAUGAUUUGUUUUCUACUUUGUGCUCAAAAAUAUUUUUUAAACAACCACAAAAUGAAGAUGUAUUAUUUUAUAAGGAAGUUAUCAAUGGCGUAUAUAUCAAGACAGAUAAAGUUAUUGAUAAUUUUCCUCUCUACCUCAACGAAAGAGGUAACAUCUAUUUCCAAUAUUCACAAACAAACAAUGUGUUCUUUUUUAGUAAACCGUCCCCAGCUAAAAAUAUCUAUUUAGGAUUAGGAGCAGACGCAGACAAAAUAAAAAUGGCUAACCCAAAAAUCUGGACCAAAAAUGCAAAUAGAUACAACGUUUUUGGAGGUGUGGUGAAGAAAUGGUUUCAAUGGAAUCAAAAAUACAUUUAUUUAAAAGAAGAUUUACAAGUCGAGUGCUGGAAUUUUACGGACUGUCAAUUUCGAGACUUAACUUUUAAUUAUAAUUUACCUGGUUAUAAUAAUCCAAUAGAUGAUUACUUCUUACCUCUUGAAAACACAUAUGUUUUUAAUAGACAAAUUUAUAAACAUUCAAAUUUUAAUGUAACAAAGUGGUAUCUUUAUUAUUUUAAUUCGUAUUGGAAUAUUGGACCAAAUUAUACGUCAAAUAUGGUUAAUUGGUACGUAAUUGAUCAUGCAUUAAAACCAGAGUUUAUUACAAACACAUGGUAUAAAUAUAACGGUAUUAAAUCAACUUUUGAGCAACAAGUUGGUGUAACUCUUCAGUGUCGAGGUUUAAAUAAACCGUGUAGUAAAGAUCGAUGUAUAAACAAUGGCACAUGCAGUGUCAAUCAAAUAAAUAGGACUACUUGUACAUGUCUGUUUAACUACAAUGGCGAUGACUGCAGCCAAAAGAGUUUUGGGUGUAAAAAUGAUGAAGAUGUAAUUAUAGAAGCUGGAUCAUUAGUACCCUACAUUUGCUUAUCUGGUACCAAUGAAGUUUACGAUGUUUUGUGUAAAAAAAGCAGUUCCGGAGAGUAUGUUUGGACAAGCAACAAGAAAUGCACAGUUCUAACUACUACAAAAUCUACCACUAUUACUACUACAACUGAAAAAAUACCGAAGAUUUUAUUUAAUGCAGACAAAUAUUAUUGGAUCUAUAUUUUAGCUAUAACAUUGGCUGCUGUCACUCCAAUUUUAGGCCCCUUGAUUGUUUGGAGUUAUAGAGACGAUUCCAACUAUUUUAGGAUACUUUCAUUAUGGCUGUAUUUUAGUAUGGCGAUACUAAUUUUCCUCAAGGUUCUUAUAUCUACUUUUAAUCUUUAUACUUAUGGACCAAAGUUGUUUUCAACUAUUGAUACUAUUGCAGUAAUUUCGAUACCAAUUUUUUACUUGUACAUUUUGAUAGAAGCGCAAUUUUGCAAUGAGAAAAAAUAUCUUGAUAGCACAUACGAUGGUGAUGAAAUCGAUAGUUACUUAAAUAUGAUCUACGAAAAAGAGCCUCUCAUUUUUAUAAUUAUUGAGUGCUACCAUUAUGAAACUAGAACUCGUACUAUUACUUAUACGGAUGCUAAUGGUAAUUUACAGAGCAGAGUGGAAACAUAUCAGGAAAAGGUUGUUUCACACACUGACGCAUUAAAUUUUAGUUUUAGAACUUGGAGAGAUGUAUCCGAUCGAAGUCAAGUUCCCAGUGCUCAUGCCAGAGUUACGCGCAUAAAACUAACAAAAAUAUUUACUUUUCGCGAUGAACAAACAUCUAAAGAAUUUUCAAAAGUUGAAUCAAACUUUAUUAAAGAAAAUAAAAAUCGCGAUACACACAUCAACUAUUAUACUGAAAUCAAUAUACAUGGAUUUAAAGAACGUAUAAUGGGUGUUAAUAGUAACCGUCCGUUUUGGUUAAACAAAGUUUGCUUUCAACUCGCACACUUUUUGACGUUAUCGUGGCCGUUUAGAUGGCUACUAAACUGCAGUACUCAAAAAGUCGAUCAUUGUAUAGUUAAAGAAAUUUCUAUUAUCGAAAAUAAUGAAACGCUACCUACUGCACCAACCAUACUUGAACAAGCUAAUUAUUCUGAACACACCCCCUUCAUUGCUGAACAAAUAGAAUUAAAGUUAAACCCGCUUACGUCUACCGCUGAUUUUUGCCCUUACCCUGUUCCACCCUAUCCUGAUGUACCUCCUCCACCUUACAGUGGUCCCUUACAUUGAAAAUAAAAUGACAUUUUUUUGUACAACUUCUUGUUAGGAUUAUUUAUAAACUAGAUUAUAUUUACCACUGAUUA